UGUGGGAGGGUUCUUCUUGCAGUGCGUGCUGCUUGCCAGUACGCUGCUUAGAGUCGGAAUGCAAUGUCUGCUCUGCGCCUCUGGGCGAAGGAACGUUCUGCAAUUCCUCCUUGCAGACUGUCCGCUACUUUCGAUUAGGUAUUAAUCGGGAUCAACUUACGAAUUAUAUGUUUCUGGGAUGCACUAUCCCCCACUGGACGUCACAUGCGAUCGGAAAAGAAGCACUGAGUUAGCAUACUAGCUCCAGGUUUGCUGCUGUAAAGGCAGCCUGCCAGCUGCACUUGCAUCCUUGGGAGAAGCUACCUUCCUUUUCUACACCUGCACCAUAUUAACGGGGGCACUUUGGAAGGGACCAAGUUGUAACGCUGCAACAGGGACACAUCUUGAAGCUAUGCAAACAUCCACCGCCUCGGUAUCUAAUAUUUCAAGGGCAAUUCUGGCUACCGAGGACGGCAGCCGUCCACAUAAUAGUCCAGGUCAGUGCACACCCUUGACUCCACCAGCAUUCGGCACUUUGAAGGUACAGAAUGGAAAUGGCACCAAUAUUGGAACUGUCAUCACCUUUCAGUGCAUCUCUAAACACCGGCUAGAAGGAGAUGGCAUUGUUACUUGUGUGUGGAAAGGCAACAACACACAAUGGACAGGAGUAAUACCAGCCUGCAAAUCUGUGUCCAGGUAUGAGGAGUUUGGAUUUAGAGUUGCAGUCAUUGCCUCCAUUGUCAGCUGUGCAAUAAUCCUUCUGAUGUCCAUGGCUUUUCUAACAUGCUGCUUAGUCAAAUGUGUAAAGAAAGGAGAAAGACGACGGCCUGAAAGGGACAUGCAGCUUUGGUAUCAAAUUGAAUGCAGUGAACUGGAAAAUAUGCAAGCUGUAUAUUACGGUUGCAAGGGAAGAAAUAAUAAUAAUAAUAAACCACAAAAUAAAGAAACAUUUGAUGAAAGAGGAAACACAUAUGACAAUUUUUGCUUUUGCAGAUGCCAAGAUGAUCAGUUUAACAAGGAUGUUUCACUUGCAAUGUCCUGCACAGAAAGAGACUGUCAUUUGCCAUCUAGGCAACAUGAUCAUGGUGUUUUUAAGGAAUGUAAGCAUCUCAAAAGUAUUCCUUCUGUAAAAACAGAAACAAAAAUAUAUACAGCAGAGGUCCAUUCGUGUAGCCAGGGAAUUCAGAAGAACCGUUGGCACCAUUUACCAGGAUAAAAACUACAAGCUGUACUGCUCUGCAACAGUAUAAGUGCAAACGACUGUACCUCAUGUGCCUUAUGGACUAAUUAAAAAAUAUGUACUGGGGCCAUUUCUGGUAGAAGUAUUUUUUUUUCCUCUGAUAAGAAAAAUGUUUCUUGUUCUGGUGGAUUUUGAACUAUUUAUAUCAACCUUAAAAGGGGCAAAAUGAUCCUGCGUGCAAUUUUUGCAUUUGUGUAAAACAACUUCGCAGAAGCUGAAUAUUACUGUCAUGAUCACAUGAUCACAGUCUGUACAAUUACAGCUGUAAAUGCUUCUAGUGAGAUAAAAUUGUAGUCACACACAAAAGAAUUAUAUAUUGAAAGUGUAAUGUAUUACAAACAAAGAAGAAUCAUCUAACAAGACUACUGUAUUUGAAAUACCAUAGAUAUACCAGAAAGAAUUUAGUGUGUUUCUUUAAAAAACACAGGACAAUCAAAGUUUUGUUUUAGAAUCAGAAAAGAUCCAGUUCAGUGAAUAAAGAUUUUAUAAUAAAAUC
Molecule: messenger RNA, 1715 nt
Organism: Protopterus annectens (West African lungfish)
Lineage: Eukaryota; Metazoa; Chordata; Ceratodontiformes; Protopteridae
Gene: SUSD3
Product: sushi domain containing 3
Exons: 5
Coding region: 392-1195 (267 amino acids)
Cellular component (GO): plasma membrane
Source: RefSeq, a predicted model, not a curated record